Symphalangus syndactylus (siamang) is the source of this 3375-nucleotide messenger RNA. Its product is annotated as cohesin subunit SA-3-like. The record is from RefSeq and is a predicted model, not a curated record. Gene Ontology annotation, molecular function: chromatin binding. Gene Ontology annotation, cellular component: meiotic cohesin complex; nucleus; chromatin. NCBI's taxonomy places the organism in Eukaryota, Metazoa, Chordata, Mammalia, Primates, Hylobatidae. Gene Ontology annotation, biological process: establishment of meiotic sister chromatid cohesion; sister chromatid cohesion.
ACCCUUUCCGGGCGGGGCGAAAAAAAUACUUCCCGUCUCUCCUUUUCGCCUAUUGGCUCUGUCAAAGGUCGAGUCCGUGACGUCAAAGAGCAUGGGCCAAUCAGAGCACACCGGACUGCGUGUUUUCCGAACCACUGCAGCAGGGUCAGAAGGGAGAUGGCCGCCUUCAGUCGUGGCCUCAGACGGUUUCCGAGCGUUAGUGUCUGGCACGCACCACCCCCUCUUGCUUUGGUUCCGCCACGCCGAUGUACCAGGUAAAGCCUUAUCACGGGCGCGGCGCGCCUCUCCGUGUGGAGCUUCCCACCUGCAUGUACCGGCUCCCCAACGUGCAAGCCAGGAGCGGCAGCCCAGAGGCCGGCGUUGCCCACGUGCAGCUGAUGAAGGCAGUGACUUUGAGGACAGCUUGAAUCGCAAUGUGAAGAAGAAAGCAGCAAAACGACCACCGAAAACAACGCCACUCCAAGAGCGUCAAGAGGAGAUUGAGGAGAUGAUGAAUACCCUCUUGGGAUGUCUUUGUUCGUCGGUACAGCACCAAGAAGUCCGCCUGAAGUGCGUGAAGGCCCUGAAAGGGCUGUACAGCAAAUGGGACCUGACUGCACGCCUGGAGCUCUUCACCAGCCGCUUCAAGGACCGGAUGGUUUCCAUGGUCAUGGACAGAGAGUACGAUGUGGCAGUGGAGGCCGUCAGAUUACUGAUACUUAUCCUUAAACUCUUCUACCCUGAGUGCGAGAUAAGAACGAUGGGUGGAAGAGAGCAACGCCGAAGCCCAGGCACCCAGAGGACUUUCUUCCAGCUUCUGCUGUCCUUCUUUGUGGAGAGCGAGGUGACAUAUACAGAGAGAAGUCUGGCUGUUGUGCAUAGGACCUACAACUGGGCUGGGCCUGGUGGCUCAUGCCUGUAAGUCCAGCACUUUGGGAAGCUGAGGUGGGAGGAUCCUUUGAGCCCAGGAGUUUGAGACCGGCUUGGGCAACAUAGUGAGACCCGGUCUCUACCCCCCAAAAAAACAAAAAAAGACAAAUGGAGAAGCAUGGGGGUGGACACUGUAGGAAGGAGAGAGAUAUUUAAUCAGUAACCGCUUCCUAGGGUAUUUUAACAUGCCAUCACUAACUCCCCAUGUACCUCCUUCCCCAGCUCCAUGACCAUGCUGCUUACUUAGUAGGCAGCCUGUGGGACUGUGCAGGGGCUCAGCUGAAGGACUGAGAGAGUCUGACAAGCUUGCUGCUGGAGAAGGACCAGAGUGCAUGCCACAUGGAGCCAGAGACAGGGACCUUCCACCUCCUAGGGUGAAACCAGGAGAGAUUGCUUGCCUGACUUGUACAAGGCAGCAACGGUGGCAUGGGGUGGGGGGAACUUGGAGUUGGAAGGUGGCUAAUCUUUGAUUCUGUUUUUGAUCCUCCUGGCACUCCAGACCUGGGUGAUGUGCAGGAGAGCACACUGAUAGAAAUCCUUGUGUCCAGUGCCCAGCAACUCUUGCCUCAGCCUCCCGAGCAGCUGGGACUAUAGGUGCCCGCCACCAUGCCCGGCUAAUUUUUUUGUAUUUUUAGUAGAGACGGGUUUUCACCGUGUUAGCCAGGAUGGUCUUGAUCUCUUGACCUUGUGAUCUGCCUGCCUCAUCCUCCCAAAGUGCUGGGAUUACAGGCGUGAGCCACCGUGCCUGGCUGCCUAAGGUUUUUUCUUUGCUUUUUAAAAAACAGCUUCAUAUUAAGUAACAUUGUGGCAUCAUUAUUUCAUAUGCAAGUAUGUGUUCUCAGUGUACAUUUUUAGAUGGGACUUUUUUUUUUUUUUUUUUUGAGACGGAGUCUUUCUCUGUCCCCCAGGCUAGAGUGCAGUGGUGCGAUCUCGGCUCACUGCAAGCUCCGCCUCCCGGGUUCACGCCAUUCUCCUGCCUCAGCCUCCCGAGUAGCUGGGACUACAGGCGCCCGCCAACACGCCCGGCUAAUUUUUUUUGUAUUUUUAGUAGAGACGGGGUUUCACCGUGUUAGCCAGGAUGGUCUCGAUCUCCUGACCUCGUGAUCCGCCCGCCUUGGCCUCCCAAAGUGCUGGGAUUACAGGCUUGAGCCACUGCGCCCAGCCUUUAGAUGGGACUUUAUGUGACAGCUUUAUUGAGAUACAACUUACAUAUCAUAAAAAUCACCCCCUCCUUUUUUUUUUUGAGACAGAGUCUCGCUCUGUCACCCAGGCUGAAGUGCAGUGGCGUGAUCUCAACUCACUGCAACCUCCACUUCCCAGGUUCAAGCGAUUCUCCUGCCUCAGUCUCCUGAGUAGCUGGGACUACAGGCGCCCACCACCACGCCCGGCCAAUUUUUGUAUUUCUGGUAGAGACAGGGUUUCACCAUGUUGGCCAGGCUGGUCUCGAACUCCUGACCUUGUGAUCUGCCCACCUCGGCCUCCCAAAGUGCUCACAAAGUGCUGGUGAGCCACCACGCCCAGCCAAAAAUCACCCUUUUAAAGUGUACACUUAGCAUAUUCACUGAAUUGUACAACCAUCACCACUAUCUAAUUUUAGAACAUUUUCAUUAUUCUCAAAAUAAACCACAUACCCAUUCGCAGUCUAUCUUCCCACCCUAAGGUGGUAUCACUAAUAGAAUUCCUGUCUCUUGAUUUGCCUAUUCCGGGCCUUUCAUAUAAAUAGAAUCAUAAUAUGUGGCCUUUUAUGUCCAGCUUCUUUCACUUAGCACAGUGUUUUCAAGGUUCGUCCAUACUUUGACAUAUAUCAGUAUCUCAUACCUUUUUAUGGCCAAAACAAUAUGUCAUCAUGUGGAUAUGCCACAUUCUACUUAUCCACUUGUCAGUUGAUUGACAUUUGGGCUGUUUUAUGCAUAAUGCUGCUAAACAUGCAUGUACACAUUUUUGGGUGGAUGCAUCUUUUCAGUUAUCUUGAGAUACACCUGGGAAUGGAAUUGCUGGGUCUUAUGGCAAUUCUAUAUUUAAGUUUUUGAGGAACUACCACACUGUUUUCCAAAGUACCUACACCAUUUUACAAUCCUACCAGCAAUGUAUGGGGGCCCUGGUUUCUCCAUGUUGUCACCAGUACUUAUUGUCUUUUUUAAUUUUAUCCAUCUCCUAGUAACUGUGAUGUGUGGUAUCUCAUUGUGGUUUAAAUUUGCAUUUCCCUAAUGACCAGUGGUAUUGAGCAUUUUUUCGUGUGCUUAUUGACAAUUUGUUUAUCUUCUUUGGAGAAACGUCUUUUCUGAUCCUUUACUAUUUUAAAAUAGGGUUGUCUUUUUAUUGUUGAGUUGUAAGUAUUCUUUAUAUAUUCUAGACACGAGAUUCCUUAUGAUAUGCAAGCAUUUUCUUCCAUUUUUUGGGUUGUCUUUUUGUGUUAUUGGUGGUGUCUUUUGAAACAUAAAAGUUCUUGAAUUUGAUGAAAUCGAA